GUCACAGGCUUGCAAGACCGGUGUCGUCUCGCCCGCUUUCAAAAAUCAUAAACCAAAGCACACUACUCUCUCCACUAGCGCCGCUGCCUCCUCUCCUUUCCCGACCCCCGGAGCCGAAGCAGAGCCGGAGCGGCACCGGGCAAGGGCAUGGCGGGGGCCGGGGAGAAGGUGGACUACGUCUUCAAGGUGGUGCUGAUCGGCGACUCGGCGGUGGGCAAGUCGCAGAUCCUGGCCCGCUUCGCCCGCAACGAGUUCAGCCUCGACUCCAAGGCCACCAUCGGGGUCGAGUUCCAGACCCGCACCCUCGUCAUCGACCACAGGAGCGUCAAGGCCCAGAUCUGGGACACCGCAGGCCAGGAGAGAUAUAGGGCUGUGACAAGUGCAUACUACAGAGGGGCACUGGGAGCUCUGCUGGUUUAUGACAUCACCAGGCGCCAGAGCUUUGAUCAUAUACCACGGUGGCUAGAUGAACUCCGUGCCCAUGCUGACAAGAACAUAGUGAUAAUGCUAGUUGGCAACAAGAGCGACCUUGAGGAGCAGCGAGCGGUGAGUACUGAGGAUGCCAAGGAGUUUGCUGAGAAGGAGAACCUCUUCUUCCUGGAGACCUCUGCACUCCAGGCAACAAACGUAGAGAGUGCUUUCCAAACUGUCUUGACAGAGAUCUUCAAAAUCCACAGCAAGAAGAACAUGGUGUCCGAGCCAAAGAGCAAUGGGGCUGCCCCAGCAAUGCCAGGGAAGAAGGUCCUUGUCCCAGGUCCGGCGCAGGAAAUCCCGAAGAGCAAAUGCUGUAGUUCCAUGUGAUGCUUCUACAUUCGGUGUUGGGUGUGUUGAAUAUAUUCCUGCAAUAUUGUUUUGGUUGUAUAUCCCUGCUGAAAUACUCAGAUUUUGGCGGGUUGAUUGUGUUGAAACACUGUUGUAUCUUAGAUUUUGUCACAAUUGUGACAUGAGGGGAAGGAUGUGUUAUUGUUCUCCAAUUGAUACAUUUUUUCCCUGCUGGAAAUAUUCGAGAUAUCAUUUUGUUUUC
This is a messenger RNA of Panicum hallii, 1024 nucleotides long. Its product is annotated as ras-related protein Rab11D-like. Lineage: Eukaryota; Viridiplantae; Streptophyta; Magnoliopsida; Poales; Poaceae. The coding region runs from base 148 to 801 and encodes 217 amino acids. Gene Ontology annotation, cellular component: endosome. The record is from RefSeq and is a predicted model, not a curated record. The transcript has 2 exons. Gene Ontology annotation, molecular function: GTP binding; GTPase activity.